UAUGAAUUCUCUUGAUCGACUAAAAUAGCAAUUCUAAAAAACUACAAGUUCUUUAUCAAAUUUCCAUAAGACAGCUGCUAAUCUAGAAAGAUAGGCAUAUUUUUAAGGACAAUUUGAUAUUCUUGCAUAAAUAAUAUCAUUUCCAUCUAUGGAUGGACUAAUUGAAUGGGUAAGAAAAAAAAGUGAUGAAGUAUUACAAAUAUUAGAGAAGAAUAGUGUACGAUAUUAAAUAUCAAAACAUCCUUUAUUGACAUCUGAGCCUGCUGCUUUUAAAAUGAAGACUACAUUUUUAGAAGAACCUCAACCUUAAUAAUUUUAAUAACAACCAUAAAUGUAAAUGAAUCAAACUUCAUUUGAGGAAGAGAAUUGCAAUUAAUAUUUUACAUAAAAUAAUAGCUAAUAUGACUAUAAGAAGAAAAGGAAAGAUUAAUAAUACAAAAACUUAUGA
This is a messenger RNA of Paramecium sonneborni, 448 nucleotides long. The record is from the annotation of a GenBank genome assembly. NCBI's taxonomy places the organism in Eukaryota, Ciliophora, Oligohymenophorea, Peniculida, Parameciidae.